CCGGCUCAGCCCAGGCGCGCGUCACUAGGGGUGGGGAGAAGGGGGUGGGGCCGCGGGACCUGAGGGGCCCGAGCGCCGGCUGCGGAGCCCCAGCUGUAGCUGGGUGAGGGCGGCUGCGGUCGCGGCGGCGGCGGCGGCGGCGACGGCGGCGGCGGCGGCGGGAGAAGAUGGUGGCGCUGGAGGUAGGAGCGGCUGGAGUGGAGCUUUAUUCCCAGCCUCGGCACCAACGCUGUCGUUAGCGCCGCCUGCUCCCGCGGGCCCGCGGACCCAGCUGUCAGGCAAGGUACCACCGCCAGGGACUGGUGGGUAAAUGCGGGGUCCCCGGUGCUGAUGCUGCCCCCGAUGGAGACCCGGUCCUCGCCGAAGGGCGCCCCUGGGCGCCUGCAAGGAACAAUAGUGAGGAUGAGAGGGGACAGCCGGCGACAUCCAGGGGGCAAUGACUUGAGCCAUCGAGCUAACGGGGCGGGGGAAGGGGGCGCUGAGGGUAGGUGGUGUCCGGUGCGCGCUGAGAUUCGGUGCUUUGGGGGCAGCGGCGGGCCUGAUGACAGUCAUGGCAGGAGUGUGUGUGUGUGUGUGUGUGCGUGUGUAAAAGGUAGAGCCGAAGGGAUGGGGGUGGCGUACGGUGUUGGGGGAAGGUGUUGGGAGAUGACAUUUCCAGGAAUCCCCGCUAGGAUCCCUCAGCUCUCGGCUGACUUCUCCGGGAGAAAGAGUGUGGUGAUGGCAACGAUGAAGUGUGCAGGAUGCACUUGGUGUCUGAGUGUGGAGGGAGGCAUUGGGGUGGUGCGAAUUUGUAAAAUCCCGUGUGUGUGAAUCUGUGUACGUGUGUAUACUCGUGUGAUUGCAUACUGCUCUCCAAACCCGGAGAUCUGCGGGUGCCCUGACUUGCUGCCACCCGUUGACUGUAGGACAGUGUUCGUUAUUUCGACCCUGCAACUCUGAGCACAGUCUCGGUUCUGCUCCUGCCGCGUGGAUGCCCGGGUGUAGGGAUUCUCACUUCCCUUUGCUUCCCCUCACUUCCCCCCUUUUUCACAUGUCUCUUGACAUGGGGAUGUGGAAGUGUGCAUAUGGCUUUGGGCACAUGGCAGGGAAACAGGAUAAUGGUUACCCUUUCUGGGCUUGCUGGCAUCCAGGUUUUGAAGGGAGCUUCCAUCCUGUGACACUUCUCCUCUCCUCAGCCCCUGUUCUGUAAGGGUCUUAGAUGCCCUGACUCUGCAGUUUCUAUUGUUUAUCUCUUGUCUGACCUGAAGGAAAGGGUCUUUAAUGGUCACAACCUUCUCUCUGUCCCCACAACUUUGAAUGUCAACUAGACCUUCUUCCACAUUUAAACGCUGGAAAUCUUAUGGCUGAAGAAUAUGGUCUUUUUUGUGGGUUCUUAUAGAAUGAACUCUGGAGGUGUGUAUAAGAGAUGGGGGGUAGUAUUUAAAAACAAGAAAAAGAUCAUACUGAGAAAUGUUUGGUAUCCCCCCACCUCCAGCCUUGGUCAGCAUCACACAGGCAGGGCGUUUUCCUUAGGAAAGGGGAUACUUUAUUUCUAUUGCUGGUGACAUCCACUCUUCCAGCCUUCACAGUGACUAGGUGGUACCAUGUAUUAUUCGGGAACUGAAAUCCCCAAAGACCCAUGGUGAUGGGGUCCCAGGUCAGUGUGUCUGCUUUCCUAGCCAAUGUAGCCUGCUAGUAGGGAAUUUGGAAAAUGUCAAGCUGGCAGUAAGUCACCCAGUGGGAGCCAGGACACAGAAUUGAAUCCAAAGUCUAUAGCUGUUUAAUUGUUUCUGUGUGAUAAAGAUAGGCUUGUGUGGGGUUGGGCAGAGAGAGACAGGAAGGGAGAUAGCAUAUUCAUAUGUGAGCCCACUGCAGUUUGACUCCCCAGCUCCUGUAUUUCUCCUGCGGUAUUUAUAGGAAUGAAUGCACCUUUACACUUAACAUCUUGAUACUUCUUUAUUAAAAUGUUGUGGGACUAGAUUAACCUGCUUAGAACCUAUUUUAAUUGUAACACCUUAGAUUCUACUGCAUUGCUGUCAGAAUCCAAACUGGCUGCCUCGGUCCUCUUGAAGAGCCUGUAGCAGUCAUAGCUACACAACCGGGUGGAGCAGAAUGAGAGCGCAGUGAGCCGGCCCAGCCCCUCUUCCAGCCGUCGCCGACGCCCACCAUGAACCACUUGGAGGCGGCCGCGGAGGUGGAGGUGACGGACGAGGCGGCAGGCGGGGAGGUGAACGAGUCGGUGGAGGCCGACCUGGAGCACCCGGAGGUGGAGGAGGAGCAGCAGCAGCACCAUGCGGGCCGCCCCCUGCGCGGGCGCGCCGUCGAGGACCUCCGCGCCCAGCCCGGGCCGCAGCAGCAGCAGGAGGAGGAGGAGCGCGGGGAGUGCCUGGCGCGCUCCGCCAGCACGGAGAGCGGCUUCCACAACCACACGGACACGGCCGAGGGCGACGUGAUUGCCGCAGCGCGCGAGGGCUACGACGCCGAGCGCGCGCAGGACCCCGAGGACGAGAGCGCGUACGCAGUGCAGUACCGGCCCGAGGCCGAGGAGUACACGGAGCAGGCGGAGGCCGAGCACGCCGAGGCCACGCACCGCCGCGCGCUGCCCAACCACUUGCACUUCCACUCGCUGGAGCACGAGGAGGCCAUGAACGCUGCCUACUCGGGCUACGUCUACACGCACCGGCUCUUCCACCGCGGCGAGGACGAGCCCUAUGCCGAGCCCUACGCCGACUACGGGGGCCUCCAGGAGCACGUGUACGAGGAAAUCGGGGACGCACCCGAGCUGGACGCGCGCGACGGCCUGCGGCUGUACGAGCAGGAGCGAGACGAGGCGGCCGCCUACCGCCAGGAGGCCCUGGGCGCGCGGCUGCACCACUACGACGAGCGCUCCGACGGCGAGUCCGACAGCCCCGAGAAGGAGGCCGAGUUCGCGCCCUACCCGCGCAUGGACAGCUACGAGCAGGAAGAGGACAUCGACCAGAUCGUGGCCGAGGUCAAGCAGAGCAUGAGCUCGCAGAGCCUCGACAAGGCGGCCGAGGACAUGCCUGAGGCCGAGCAGGACCUGGAGCGCGCCCCCACCCCGGGCGGGGGCCGCCCGGACAGCCCCGGGCUACAGGCGCCGGCGGGGCAGCAGAGGGCGGCUGGCGGCGAGGCGGUGCAGCGGUACAGCAAGGAGAAGAGGGAUGCCAUCUCGCUGGCCAUCAAGGACAUCAAGGAGGCCAUCGAGGAGGUGAAAACCAGGACCAUACGCUCGCCUUAUACCCCCGACGAGCCCAAAGAGCCCAUCUGGGUCAUGCGCCAGGACAUUAGUCCCACCAGGGAUUGUGACGACCAGAGGCCGGUGGAUGGAGAUUCCCCGUCUCCUGGCAGUUCCUCACCCCUGGGUGCAGAGUCUUCGAGCACACCCCUUCAUCCCAGUGACCCCACGGAAGCCUCCACAAAUAAAGAGUCAAGAAAAAGCUUGGCUUCAUUCCCAACCUACGUCGAAGUUCCUGGACCUUGUGACCCUGAGGACUUGAUCGAUGGAAUCAUUUUUGCUGCCAAUUACCUGGGCUCCACCCAGCUUCUCUCAGACAAAACCCCCUCCAAAAACGUGCGCAUGAUGCAGGCCCAGGAAGCAGUAAGCAGGAUCAAGAUGGCCCAGAAAUUAGCCAAAAGCAGGAAGAAGGCCCCUGAAGGUGAAUCUCAGCCAAUGACUGAAGUGGAUCUCUUCAUUUCUACCCAGAGAAUCAAAGUAUUGAACGCCGACACGCAGGAGACAAUGAUGGACCACCCUCUGAGGACCAUUUCCUACAUUGCAGACAUCGGGAACAUCGUUGUGCUGAUGGCCCGCCGGCGGAUGCCCCGCUCCAACUCCCAGGAGAACGUGGAAGCCUCCCACCCAUCCCAGGAUGGAAAAAGGCAGUACAAGAUGAUCUGCCACGUCUUUGAAUCUGAGGACGCUCAGCUGAUUGCACAGUCCAUCGGGCAGGCAUUCAGCGUGGCAUACCAGGAGUUCCUCAGGGCCAACGGGAUUAACCCCGAAGAUCUCAGCCAGAAGGAAUACAGUGACCUGCUCAACACCCAGGACAUGUACAACGACGACCUGAUCCACUUCUCCAAGUCGGAAAACUGCAAAGAUGUCUUCAUAGAGAAGCAGAAAGGGGAAAUCCUAGGUGUGGUGAUUGUGGAGUCUGGCUGGGGAUCCAUCUUGCCAACCGUGAUCAUAGCCAACAUGAUGCACGGAGGCCCAGCGGAGAAAUCGGGGAAGCUGAAUAUUGGGGACCAGAUCAUGUCCAUAAAUGGCACCAGCCUGGUGGGCCUGCCUCUGUCGACCUGCCAGAGCAUUAUUAAGGGCUUGAAGAAUCAGGCCCGGGUCAAGCUGAAUAUCGUGAGGUGUCCCCCAGUGACCACCGUGUUGAUCAGGAGACCAGACCUUCGCUACCAGCUGGGGUUCAGUGUCCAGAACGGAAUCAUCUGCAGCCUCAUGCGAGGGGGAAUAGCGGAGAGAGGAGGUGUCCGCGUGGGACAUCGCAUCAUUGAAAUCAACGGGCAGAGCGUGGUCGCCACCCCACACGAGAAGAUCGUGCACAUCCUCUCCAAUGCUGUUGGGGAGAUUCACAUGAAGACGAUGCCGGCUGCCAUGUACAGGCUGCUGACGGCCCAGGAACAGCCCGUCUACAUCUGAAGCCACGCCCCCGCCCCCGGGCAGCAUGCAUGGAGGACUCUCCUCACUUGUGGUUGUGUUUCUCGUGCUACAUCUGUGUGCCCACUGAGACAUUCCCCUCUCAUACCCAGCACUCGGUUUGACACAGAAGGAAAAGAAUCCACAGAGACCUCCUUCUCUGUCUCUCUCUAGUUUGGUUUUUUUGUUGUUUUUAACACCAGGGAAGUUUUGUAUGCACUCCCUUGAGGCUGGAGAGCAGCCAGUAUCCACCCAGAAUCUGCCCAGGACCAUCCUGAAGGGCCCUUGGGGGUCCUGAAGAGGGUUGUCACCGCUCAGGAAGGAUCUUCCCUUCCCAAGAGGUGCAGCCCUCUUAGAAGGAACUCCUAGGGGUGGUGAAGAAGCCGAUUCAGCGGUGCCUACGAUCCAACCACUGAUCUCUGCUCUCUUCCAGUCAAUUUCUGGGACUAUGGUAGUAACAGGGAGGACCAGCCCGUGUCUUUACGGAUAUGCCUGCCCACCAUGUACGUGGGGCAUCAUACAUUAUUUCUGCCCAGAAUUUCUGAGCCAACCUUAUGCCUCUUCUGUAGUUUUAGUUUCAACAUAAUUGUGUUUUCUAAUGCAAACCUUUUCACCCAGGAUAGAAGGGGAACUGCCGUGGACAAGAAUACCUUCGUGUUGCAGAGAACUGGGCGAUUCCCAGGGCACCCGUGGCUUCCCAAGGUUAGCAACCAUUAGCUAAACACAGGCAGGUGCUUCCUGCCUCCUACAUCACAUGUACGUACACAGUCUCACUUGCAUAUAUUUCAGCCUUCCCUCCUCCCUUCCACCAGUGAGGCACCCAGAGCCCCUGGAAAACCCACGUCACCUCCCUGUGAGGCCCCUUCCCCCAGCAGGUGAGGCCUGCAGGGACUGGUGAGCCCUGUCUGGAGAGAACCGCCCCUCUGAGGCUGAGGCCUGGCCCUGCCAGCACCGCCUUGGCUAGAAGUGUUCUGGUGGACUCCCCUCGCGCCUCCACCCGACACAUACAUCCCACACUGGGAGUCUGGGAGUGAUGGACUGUUCCCCUUGAAGAUGAGGCCCGGUGGAAUCAUGUUAUGCUUCCUGGCCCAAGGUGGGACCAGCCUUGUUCUCCACUCAGGACCAUGAGGCAGGAUGUGACAUUUGAGGGCCCAGAACAGUAUAUAAACCACAAAACUAAGGGGACAAUCGUGACCUCAAGCGACGCCUAAGAAGCCCCAAAUGUGUUCCAGAAACGUCUUGCUGCCUUGUGGGCCUGAAAAAGCUUUUAUUUGGUGUGGAACAUUACGUGUUUUAUCAGGUGCCUCAUGUCCAUGGGUUUUGUCUCAGUUUGGUGCAGAUGUUUUAGUAAUAUCAUGAUUCUGAGCCAGUUUUCACUUACUCUUGGUCCAAAGAGCAUUUUGUUUUCAUGUGGGUGGGGUGUGGCUUGGAUUGGUUUUUGUUUUGUUUUGCUCGUGACCUCUGCAAAGACAGGGUAAGAGAAACUAAUAUAUUUUGUGAUAUUAAUAUCAGUCCCUCUUCUCAACAUCUGAGUUAUUUACGUUGUGUCCAUGGAGAUAGGAACCCGGUGAGCACGUGUUGGAUAGUAUGGAUUUAUACGUCGAAUGGAGGGAUUUCAGGGAGGGAGAAAGUGAAUAUGAAAAGGUUGGGAACAAGAUACUUGUGCCAGAGAGCUGUGUGGUCAGUGCCCCUGCGAGCUCUGUGCCGUCUUGAGUUUUCUGCUUAGAGUCAGGAAAGCCGGUUGUUUCAGUGGCGUCAGUGGCUGGACUCCCAGUGUGACCGUGGGACAGGCCCUGCUGAAGAGUGGCUGUGCUGCCCGCAUGUCCCCUUUAGGAAGGGGCUGCCCCUUCUCCAAGGGUCCAGGCUGGGCAGUCUGGGACCCCUGGAUGACUUUUGAGGACACUUAGCUGAAUGCUGCUGGGAGACCAGCCUCAAGGCUGACCCACUGCAAACGUGAGGAGCCGGGAACCUCAGCUCCAUUUACCAAACCGUAGUGUCUGAUGACAUAUAAUUAAAUACUAAAGAGUCCUAAGUUCAUCUUUCCUUUGCCAGAAGGAGCGGGUAAAGUAGGAAUGAAGCGUUCUGGGUGGUAUUUUCAGGCAUGAGGAGCCUUGGGAAGUCACUGGAGAGAGGCUCAUGCCAUCUGCUCCCAGGGUGACCGCUUGAGCCGCCUGCCCGAGGGCCCAUUCCGAGCCCCCUGCAAUCGGCCAGGGGACGGGAACCCCACCAGCAUGUCCCUGGGCAGCCUCCCACGUAAUUAUGUAAGGCUCUUCACCCAAAGGAGAGAAGACACAGAAUAUACUUUCUAUUGCUCCUCACAAAAAUCUUGGGAAGUUUGACAGGUGCGGAAAAGGCCAGUGUGGUGAACUCUCCUAGAAGGCUAACAUUUCAGCAUAAGAUUACCCACCACGUACCUCUGUGUUCGUAAAAGGGGCUCCUCACGCCCAGAUAGCGAAUGUUUCCGGAGCUUGGUCCAGGUUCAGCGGGCUGUAGUGUAUUCUUUUCCCUGCUCCCACUGGAUGGAGGGAAUCAGCCCACCUAUGGAAGUUAACCAAGGAGCCAGAAUCUUAAUAGUAACUCUGUUUUUGAAAGUCCCACAGGAAGUGGUGGUCUGUUUCCCUUCUGACAUCCCAGUAUAUAUAGUUACAUAUGUAAAUAUCUGAAACCCCAUGUAAUGGGGAAGACUAUGUACAGAACAGCCUUCCCAAACAUGGCCCCAGGCAGAAAGCCCCUCUUGCCACUUGGCUAGGGCAUGCUGGUGACUCAGAUUUGGGGACAGAUUCCUAGGUCCGUCGACCCCUCCUGGUCCAGCCAGGAUGCACCAGAACCCACCCUGCCUCUGCCUUCUCAAAUGUGAGCAUUUCAGGGAGCCACCAUCAGCCUUGGGUUCACGAGAGGACGAAGCCCCCAGAGACCAAUGCCUGGAGCCUGCUCCCCUCACUGGAGCAGCUCCUCCAGGCCUGGAGCCCAUCACGGGGCACUGGACUCCGAGUCCCUGCAGCCGGGUCUGCUUUCUGAACAUUGCCCAUCAGCACUGGCCUCAGAGAGUCCCAGAGUAACCUACUACCUCCCCAUCACUCCCACCACCCCUUUUCACACCCGUCACCCCGUCCACAUGCAGAUGAGACCCACCCACAAGCCCUUCUUGGGUCCCUCAGCCCAGCGGUGAGGCUGUUAACAAUGUUUACAACCAAGGGCACCUCCUCUUAGGUGUGUUUACUCUCCCACUUACAAGGCCACUUGCUGGUUUGAGUUUCAUGUCUGUCUGCUCCUUCCCUGGUUGAGUCCGACUUGAGCACACAACACUGACCUUACGUCCCAACCCUCCAUCAAGGCAGUCGUGAGGACCGUGUGGGAAGGAAAUUCCGUGUACAUAUUCAGCAGUCCCUAGAGUAUGAACUUGUACUAUUGUUCUGUAAAGAGGGUGAAAUAGAGCUUAUUGUAAAGCGCUGGGAGAAGUAUAGUAUUGUAUUUGUAACAAUAUGGUUCUUUGUAUACACAAAACUCAAUGAUCUCUAUAUAUAAAUAUAAAUAAAUAUAUAAAUAAGAUCUAUAUACACGUGAGCCUGGAAUGUUGAUGCCGCACACCCACUGAAUGUACUUCCUCUGACAGUCUGGUCACCGGGCUGGCCCUCCCUCCCCUCCUCCAUACCGUUUUGGGGGUUGUGAUGUAUUUAAUGUGUUCUCUUCCUUUAUUUAACUGAACGCUAAUGUCUGUAAGAGUUGCUGCAACAAUAAACAAGAACUUCACCUCUUG
Molecule: messenger RNA, 8399 nt
Organism: Delphinapterus leucas (beluga whale)
Lineage: Eukaryota; Metazoa; Chordata; Mammalia; Artiodactyla; Monodontidae
Source: RefSeq, a predicted model, not a curated record